Molecule: messenger RNA, 4437 nt
Organism: Cyprinodon tularosa
Lineage: Eukaryota; Metazoa; Chordata; Actinopteri; Cyprinodontiformes; Cyprinodontidae
Gene: ctc1
Product: CTS telomere maintenance complex component 1
Exons: 25
Coding region: 408-4208 (1266 amino acids)
Biological process (GO): telomere maintenance via telomere lengthening; positive regulation of DNA replication
Cellular component (GO): CST complex
Molecular function (GO): single-stranded DNA binding; telomeric repeat DNA binding
Source: RefSeq, a predicted model, not a curated record
GGGCGGUGCUGCAGCGGCGCUGCGGCUCUCAGCCUCUUUAACCACAGAAGGAGAAACUUUUAGCGCUACUUUCGGUUCUUGCUCCGCAGUUCUGCUGCAGGUUCUGCUGUUUCAGCCCAGUUGAUCGGAACCAGAGUUCUGCUGCAGGUUCUGCUGUUUCAGCCCAGUUGAUCGGAACCAGAGUUCUGCUGCAGGUUCUGCUGUUUCAGCCCAGUUGAUCGGAACCAGAGUUCUGCUGCAGGUUCUGCUGUUUCAGCCCAGUUGAUCGGAACCAGAGUUCUGCUGCAGGUUCUGCUGUUUCAGCCCAGUUGAUCGGAACCAGAGUUCGGCUGCAGGUUCUGCUGUUUCAGCCCAGUUGAUCGGAACCAGAGUUCUCCACAGCUCUCCAGCCUCCAGUGGUGCUGAGGAUGGCCGCCCUGCAGAGCUUCAUGGACCGGGUCGGAACCAGCAGUGAGGCGGAGUCCAUGUGGCUUCAGAACCUCUCCACCUUCAUCCACCAACAUCUGGAUCCAGGUCCCUGUGGCUCCGCCCACUCUGCUGAGGUCCAAUCAGCAGCAGGAGGGUCAUGUGACCACAGCCUGGAGGAGCUCAUAGCGUCUGCGGUGGAGAAGAUCCAGGAGAGCAGCAGCUCAGGGGGGCUGCCCGUCAGCUACAGGCUUCUGUCCAUCUCUGAGCUGCUGUCCCAGCAGCGUCUGGCCUGCGUCAGCAACCUGUCCUGGAGCACCAAUCAGCACCGAGCAUGGACCGAGGAGGCGGAGCUUAGCCUGCCGGGUCACAGGGCGCUGCCCCGGGUCCACCUGCUGCUGAUUGGCUGGCUGAGAGAGGGGCGGGGCGGAGAGUGGAGACUGGUGGACGGCAGCGGCAGCGUCAGGUGUGAGCUGAUCCGUCCGUCCCCCCUCUGGAUGGACCGGCCCGUCUUCCUGCCUCACUGGAACUACAUCCCCCAUGAUGCUACGGGGCAGAACCAGGACAGAGGAUCCCUGGAGCUGAUUGGUUCUCCUGUUCUGCUGUGUCCCAGAGCUGAGCAGCCAUUGGCUACAGACCCAGGAGGGGCGGAGCUUAACGGAGCGGUGAGCGUCAGAGAGGCUGCAGCUCUGCUGAGGACCAGGGUCAGAGGUCAGCGGCUGUCGGUGUUCGGUCAGGUGUCCUCGGUCUGCCCCCUGCUGGAGGUGUCAGGAAGCUGUUUCUUCUUCUUCUCUCUGAUGGAGGACGAUCAAACUGUUCCUGUCCUGGUGAAGGGCAGCAGGCUGUGGUGGUCCCAGUGUGUGUGUGUUGGUGACUCAGUGAGUGUUUCAGCUCUCAGAGUGUGUUUGAUGAGAGGAUGGAGAGGAAAGCAGCUGCUGAGCGUGGCCGAGGGCUCACACUUACACACUGGGUAUGCACAACUACACACCCCAAUACACACUGGGGACGCACAACUACACACCCCAAUACACACUGGGGACGCACAUCUACACACCCAGUUACACACUGGGGACGCACAUCUACACACCCAGUUACACACUGGACACAGCCAGUCCCACCAUCAGCACCAGAGUCACCCUGGAAGGAUCCCCACAGAGGAAGCAGGACCAGUCCUCCACUCUGACCGCCUGCUGAUGGACCAGGAGGAGGCGGAGCCUGAAGAGGAUGCUGUCCAAUCAGCAGCAAGGAUCAGACGCUCCAGAGUCAUCAGCUACCAGGGCACCGUGACGGAGGUGAUCAGUGAGGGGGCGGGGCUCUACGUGAUGGACAGGAAGGUGGGUCUGUGUUUGGCCUAUCAGCCGUCAGAGAGGAGGAAGCUGAGAGCAGGAGACCAGGUGGAGCUCCAUCAGGUCCACUUCCUGUACCGGCCCUGUCCUGACCUUCCUCCCAGCAUGCUUUGCUGCUGCCUGGGCUCGUCCGUCAGGGUGACGGCCUUCAGCAGAGUGGGCGGAGCCUCCGCAGGCCGCUGCUGUCCUGGAGAUGGGGUGUUGCCACGGUUACUGCUGCAGAAAAACAGAGGGAUGGAUCAGUACCUGUGGAGCUGCCACCUGGCCUCCCAGCUCAGCAACAGCCUGCUCCCUGCUCCUCCUUCUCCUGCUCCUCCUCAGUGUGUCUGCCUGCUGUCCUGGAAACUUUCAGAGACUCUGUGGACCUCCAGAGGACCAGGAGCCAGAGACAUCUACUCAGAGAUGUUGGACGUCCCUCACAGCUGUCCUCUGAGCCAGUACCAGGUGGACUCCUCCGUCCCUCAGCUCCUCAGCAUCUCAGAGCUUCUCCAGUCCCUCAGGUCGUCCUGCUGGUCCUCGGUGUCCCUCAGCUCUCUGCUGCCUUCAGGGGGAUCCAGCCUCAGCAGCUCACAGAUCAACUCUGCUCUGUCCUGGUCCUGCAGGACUCUGACCUCUGACCCUCAGACUGGAGACGGUCUCAGGCCCCGCCCCCUGCUGCUGGUGGGUGUCCUCCAGCUCCCCUCUCAGAGGUCAGCGUUCAGACAGACUCUGCAGCUCAGAGAUGCUACAUCAGCUGUGGGCUGUGUCGUCACGGAAACAGCAGAGGAGGAGGAUGGAGGUCAGAGGGCGUCCUUCAACACAGCCUGGAUCGGAUGCCUGGUGUGUGUGCGGAGGUUCACCAUGGUAACGGAGAGGUUCCUCCAAUCAGAGUUCCCGUCCUACCAGCACCUGGACCAGGACCGCUUCAUCACCAGCAGAACCAGCAGGGUUUACCUGCAGUUCUCUCUGGACCACCUCCUCAUCCUCAGCCCCUCUGUCUCCAUGGUUACACACCUGAGGAGGAAGAGGCAGGAGUCAGGAUGUGAUGUCACACAGGGGACAGCAGCAGAUGAGGAUGGUGCAGAUGUAACCAUGACAACGGUCCCUGAGGACGGGGCCUCCCAGGACUGUGUCUCCGUGGUGAUUCAAGUGAUGGCUAAGGGGGGCGUGGCCUGGAGGAACACAAGGACCAUGACCAACGAGGAGGGGGCGGGGCUUGACCUAGGAUUCUCAACUACAGCUCUUCUGAUUGGUCCAGCGGUCUGCUGGGGGCGGGACCCAAAGAACGAACCAAUGAUGCAGAGGGAGGUGGAGCCUCAGAGGAAAGAGGAGGUUCUGCUGCUGUUCUCAGGCGGUUCUGCUCGCUGGUUUCCGGUUCUCCAUUCUGGAUGUUUCUACAGACUCACAGCCGCCAACACUCAGCAGGAUCCCAGCGUUCUGAUUGGCUGCAGGGUUCAUAGCAAGAAAGGGGUGGAGCUCCACGCUGACUCCACCCUGCAGGUUCAACCUGACUGGAGGUUCUACACUCUGACCCGCCCUCUGCUGCUCCCCACCUGGACCCAGGCCCCGCCCCCUCUGGUGAUGUCAGUGUCUCAGGUGCUGGACUGCAGGUCAGAGACGGUGACCUUCAUGGGCCUGAUCUCCGAUAGGCUGAGUCUGAUGGACGGGAAGGAACACGCUGGACCCAGAACCUCAGGUGUUCGCCUGACUGUAUGUGACCAAAGUGGGUGGAGUCUCAGUGUAUACCUGGACCUAAGCCACGCCCCCCACCCACCUGGUCUGUUGCCGGGUAACAGGGUGCUGCUGUCAAGGUUCCUCAGGAAGCUAUCCAGGUCAGGAGGCGUGUACUGCUCCCAGUCACCUGCCAGCUGUGUCACUGUGAUGUCACUGGGAGACUCCUGCAGGCUGGCCCCGCCCCCUCCGUCUCCCAGCAUGCACCUGGCUCAGUGGGCCGUCAGCAGCUGUGUCCAGGCUCAGGUCAGAGGUCAUGUGGUGUGUUUCCUGUUCCUGGAGCUGCAGUGGAGCUGCUCCCUCUGCGGGAGUGUCUACAAGCAGGUCUGCAGCUCUCAGUGUGGAUCCUCCUCUGCUGUGUUCCAGUCCAGAACAAAGUUGGUGAUGGACGAUGGGACGGCUGAGGCUCAGGUCUGGUUGUCAGGGAAACAGGUCCAGAGUCUGCUGCGAUUGGCUGAUCCUCAGUGGGAGGGGCUUCAGAGAGCAGUCAGGGUCAGAGGUCACAUCAGUGUGACUCCUAGGGGGCGGAGCCUGGGGACUGAUGGAGACUCUGAGGACGUCCUCCUCCACUUCCUGUUGUCUCUCUGCAGCAGUGAUGUCAUCAGGCAGCAGGUCUCCCUCACCUGCAGGAAACUGACCAAUCAGAGCUCAGAAGAGGUCAGAAGAUUCAACAGAGGAGACAGAGACUUCCUGACCAGGAUGCCCCGCCCCCUGCAGCUCACCUGUACUCACCUGGACCCCCCAUGAAGAAUCACGAUAACAGCAAAUAGAAGCUCCUGUUCUGUUUAGAUCCGUUAGUCUGAGUCACUGUUUCCCUUCACUGACAUAGAAAGUGUUUAUAGAUCAGUUAUUCUGUGUUCCUCCUGUUUCUCUCUCCUUUAACCUCAUCAGAAGGUUUCUGGUGUUUUCUAUAUUUUCCAUGUUCCUUUAAAUAUCUGGUAAAACAUCAGUGAAUAAAUGUAGAUCUAGAACAUGA